UUUCUACGUAUGCAGAAUGUACAGUCACGGUUAAUYYAGAAAGCAAAAUGAUAGGAGUGGGRACGACAAUAUCUGUAGUAUGUACCAUYACUGACGGUGAGACAUUUGAAGGAUGGUACAAAACAGGAAAUAAUGCUCGAAAAAUAACGACCAAGSUCGAUGACAGGAUCAACUACAAGAGCGAAGGCGACAGACAUACMUUGAAAAUYAGUAARACACAGGAUGUAGAUCACGGAGUCUACGAAUGUCGAGCAACAUCUGGAAAUAAAAAAACCUUCACUCUUUCGAUUUUGUUGCCGCCUGUGAUUCUGGUCCCGCCACAUCCAGAGAAGCGCUACGUGACCGUUGGUUAUAAUACGUCUUUCAAAUGUGUAGUGGACGGCUCACCCAAACCCAAAAUUAAUUGGUUGAAUCCCGCGAACCAAGCAGUAUCCACCUUCGAUCCACGUUAUCAUAUAGAGGACGAUGUACUUUACAUAUAUAAUGUUCAACGAUCUGACAAAGGGGUGUGGACGUGUAACGUCACUCAAGGAGAAACUCAUGUGUCUGCCUCUGCUGAAAUUUUAGACGUUUAUGAAGCACCAAAAAUUACCGAUCCACAGUUUCCUUGGGUGUAUUAUCCUGAGCUGUUUAAGGCAUACACCAUUGCAUGUAAAGCAAGUGGUUAUCCAAAGCCAACCGUCGUCAUCAGAAAAGAUGGCAGGAUUCAUCCCAGACUAGACGCGAAACCAGGAGAGGCUUUCAUUAGGUCCUUUUUAAUCCGGGUACAUGACUUGGGCAACUAUUCUUGUGAAGCUUGGAGCAGUGCAAGGGACUCUAAUGGCGAUGUCAUUGUUGUUAAUCAAACCUUCGCAGUGUUCACUAAAGACAAGCCAUAUGUCAACGAUCAAGGAAGUCCUAAGGUGAUCUACUCAUAUGUGGGCAAUCCAAAACCACUUAAGAUUAACUGUGACUUUGUCAGUUGGCCACAGGCCAACGUGACAAUCUGGCGUGGGUUUUACGAACUGACUAACGGCACAGAUCAGGCAACAUUAUACGUGUGGACGUACAGUUGGGAAGAUUUUGGGCCUUAUAGUUGUAUCGGCAGUAAUAUCUAUGGUGAGGUCAACUACACUGUUUUUAUAAAGCAUGCAACGCCCCCGGAAAAGCCAACUAAUAUCCAGAUAGAUUCGACUUGUGACCGAGCCAGUAUUACGUGGAAUCCGCCAGACAACACCGGUGGGAUGGAGAUUGAACGCUACGUCCUUGGAUUCAGUAAUCAGCCACUUGUGAAGUACAACACCAAUGACUCGUAUCCCGAAUGGAAGAUUUCUAAUCUUACAGCAAAUACGGAGUAUAGUGUAUUCAUACGUGCCAUGAACAGACAGGGUGCUGGACAGGAAGCCAUUGUUGUGUUCAGGACAAACAGCAGCUGUAUUCCCAAACGACCGAUUGUUUUCUCACCUGUGGAACAAACCCUCGAUCGAACGUUUCUUGACUUGAGAUGGAAACUUCCAGAAAACGCGGGUGGUCAGGAGGGUAUUUAUUGGUAUUUGACGAUAGUGAAAGAGAAAGAUGACUAUGAAGGGAUAGGCCACAUCAAGGUUUACUCGAGCACUGACCGCGUACAGCGGAUUGGGGGUCUGAGAAAGAAUGUCACUUAUCGAUUUGAACUGUACGCCAUGACGAUGCAAGACCAACGAAGCGAGCCGACCUAUGUCAUUUACUACGUUGCACCAAAUGCGUACGACUCGGCUCAUGCCCUCUCUGCUAGUUUUUGGUGUGUUGUACUGGGACUGGCCAUCACUUAUUUCAAAUACUAAAUUUUGGGUCCCACAUCGUAAGCCUAUAACUACAAGAUAAAGCAAAAUGUAAUUUAGCUGAAACACUCAGUCAAACAUACCGUUUCCUUGGUAAAGUCAUAUUGCUUGGUUCAUUUUGGAACAUCACUGAUCCAGGAAUAAGCUACUAGACUGCACAAGACUGUCAUGCACCAAUAGGACAUGAAUGUCAGUCAUGUAAAGUAAAGCUUACCAGUUAAUACGAAGUAUCAGUGAAAACACGACCUAACAGGACUAGCUUAAUACGCGCGAGAUUUGUAAGUCAAUUGUUUUAUAUAUAAAUAACCGUUUUAUAAUUCAGUGAUAUCUAAAGUUCGCAAAAUGUAUUGAUCUAUACUCUUUAACAUCAGCUGUUUGUAAUAAACCCAGUUUGUUUCUUAUAAAUGACUAUCCACUCAGUGUUGUUAGAAUUAUUUUAUUAUCAUCGAAUAACAAAUAUAACCUUUAAUACUCUAGUUUCGAGUUAUCUUUGCUAUUAUGCGUUAUGAUAUUCAGCUAUUCGACCAAAACCCGUGGAAUUCUAAUUACCUCGUAUUGUUCCGUAGUACGUGUACACAAUCGAGGCUAAGACUAAGCAAAGGCGAGCUCGAAUUGGAAGUAUUUAUAAUAAAAUACAGUAUCAUAUAUAA
Molecule: messenger RNA, 2449 nt
Organism: Actinia tenebrosa (Australian red waratah sea anemone)
Lineage: Eukaryota; Metazoa; Cnidaria; Anthozoa; Actiniaria; Actiniidae
Product: neural cell adhesion molecule 2
Molecular function (GO): protein binding
Source: RefSeq, a predicted model, not a curated record